UUGAUUCGAAUCGUUACUUUUAAAAAACAUUAAGAAGUUUUAAAUCUUUUGUAUCUACUGUUUGUAAAAUCAAGUUGUUCAAAAUGUUGUUUUAUUAAUUUAAUAAUAUAAAUCGAACAUCAUGGAUACCAGUUUUAAGGAUUAUUUAAAUAUUAAAAACUUGCCCGAUGAUUCUCGUAAAGCUGUAAGAUUUAUAGUGGAUACAUUAAUAAGCAGCGUAUAUCCCUUGUUAAAAAGAAUCAGUGAUAAGCUACAUUAUCAGAUUAAAGAUGAGAUACCUGAUGAAAACUUCACACAAAUUCGCAAUGUUUACACCUUGUGUGCAGAUCAAAUUAAAAAAUCUAUUUUAACUUUAUUUGAUAUAAUUAAGAUAGAAUACCAGCAAGAUAUUUACCUACAGGAAAGCCGUCAAUGUACCAUAGAAAGAAUAUGUUGGUGCAUACAAAAACUGGCAUCAAUAGAGGAACUGGUAGAGAAACCUGCAAGGGAUAUAUUGGAUACUUCUCAUGAAUUCAUAACCAUUUCUUCAAUGUACUUUGUGAAUUGGAUAGAUCAGACAUUUGACAUACUUGGUAGAUUAUCCAAUGUUAUAUCAAGGAAUGAUUUUAAGAAGACGGAUGAGCUGUCUAAUGAGUGGAAAAUGGAGUUAAUAGAAUGCGUGUGUGGCCUCCACACAGCUGUGGAUGAGUUGCUGCUAUGUGCGAUGACGCUGUGCAAGCACUGUCUGCCUGGGGACCAGUAUGUGGUUAAAGCUCGCUGCCAAGUGGUUUUAAGAGAGACCAAAACAUUACUAAGUGAACUCAUUGAGGGCGACUCAGACACGGUGCAAGCGACAAUAGAGACAUUGAAGUUGCCAAUAAUGCCUUUCAACAUUACCGUGCGUAUCGACGUCUUGAAAGACGUGCUGUAUGUACUAGAGACUAACACUAACACAGCUUUGUUAGCUUUAGUCGUUCACUGUUUCACUCAAGACGUUUCUCCAGUAGAAAUAUUAAUGGACCACUUUGGGCAUUCAUCUAAGACGUGCGCCUGUGAUGCGACUGGUGAUGGUAGUGAUGUUACAGAGACGUGUAUCGUUAUAAAGGAUUUUGAUUUAUACAACGAGAGGCUGUUUCAAAUUGGAUCGUUUGCUAUGUCAUGCUCGUCUGAUCAGAAGAGAAUCCUCGACCUGCGCAGUGGGCUGGCCAGCUUGGAGGCGCUGGAGCCGCACCUGGUGCCCGCCGCGACGCUGCGUGCGCGCAGUCCGCACGCGCGCCUGCUCGCCGCCACGUGGCGCCGCGAGACCGCGCUCAUCAGGGACAGCGUCUUCUUGAUCGUCGACCCUGCUGCUUUUGCUGAUAAAGCGAGGCAAAUGAUGCAUCAAAGUCUGCUGGAAAUAUUGAAAGAGAAUCGUUACGACAACAGUAAAACUUGCUCGGUUAUCAAUAUCGGGUGCGUGGUGUACACUUUCUUUGAAGUGUACGAGAAGUGCGAGCCCGACGCGCUAACUUGCCACGAGCAAUUGGCUCCUUUGCUCAAAGAUUUGAAUAAGGUUCAAAUAGAGUGCAAGAUAGUGAGCAAUCUUCUGAGUUCAUCAAACGAACACAAAUACAACGUAAAGGAUUCCAAGAACUCCACAAAUCCUACCUUUCAACAACUUGCUAAACGUUUAAAACUUCUCUACACAUUGGUCAAAAGAAUCAACUUGCUGUACAAUCCACGGGAAAAUGACGAUGAGUUUUACGAAGAACCACCCGAAAGUAAAAACACCACUCAGACUUACAAUAAAUACGCGACGUAUGUGAAUUCGCCAAGAAAAUAUACUCAAAACUUCUCGAAAAGCGUUUUCGCCCGAACCAAUAUGCGCAGUUCGACAGGAAAAUUCCCUUUGGCGGUGUUAACUAAGCAUAUGAAAGCUAGAAAUAAAACAGAUCUAAGCUUUUCAAUCAAGCUUGAUGAUUUAUGCGAUGUGUCGGAAUUAAAAUUGAAUCGCGAGCCGUCGAUUCUGUAUCGCACGCCUUUGAAAACGAAAUCCUCUUUGCGAAAAGUCGUUUUGUGUAAGCAGCGAGCUUUGCCGUGUGGGAAUACAAAGAACGAUAGAACUGAGUUAGAAAGCAGUGCUAUGGAGAAAGAGAGCGUAUUGGAUGAUGCAAUGAGUUUACAGAUAACAGAUGUCUUGAACCAGAUCAAUGAUUUGACUUUCAACGCAUCAACAACCACUUGGCGUGCGUUAAACUCCACUGUUUCAAUCGAAAAACCGGUCAAAAACAACGGUGAUAUAUCAAACAAUAUUUUGAAAUUAUCGAUAAACAACGACGCUACGUUCAAACGCCUGUGGAACAUCACCAUAAACACUAGCGUUGCGGAUAUCGAAACCACAUCAAAUAUGUCACAGCCCUCUGAAGUCGACACAUUGGAAAGAAUUAACGAUUUAGAUUUGGUAGAAAGCAGAUUGAGUGAUUUGAAAUCGGAACAUACUGAGACUAGAAAUCUCGGAAGGCACAAUAGUUGCUUCCUUAUCAGUAUCACCACGCUGGUCUUGGCAUACUCCAUUUACAUUGAUCAGGUUACUGGAUUACCACCGGAAGCAUCGUCUAACCCUUGGCCAACGUUUCCAAGAAGAAAUGUCGCUGCUUUAGCCAGAGAUGGGUAUCUAAGAAGCGCAGCCCCAGGUUACAAAAGAAGCAUCUCAACCUUAGCCAAAAAUGGCCAACUUCCUACAUUCACAGCACCUUUUGACGAAGCCGAUAAGCAGGAGCAAGAUGAAGAAGCAUCGCACGAGAAAAGGAACUUAGCUUCAAUUGCACGAAUGCGUAGCUAUUCAGCUAUGAAAAGGAACAUACAAUCUUUGGCAAGAGAUGGUUAUCGUUUUGGAAGAUCACAAAACAGUCAGCAAAAUGAUAAGCGAAAUAUUGCAGCAUUGGCGCGUAACGGCCUCAUUCACAAAAGAGACGAAAUGGUUGGUGACGAAUACUACUUCCCAUUCUAUCAAAACCCAUUACCGCCACUCUCAGAAAUCACUCGCCCGCUCGAUUACAACGAAAUUUAUGAUCUACAACAAUCUAUAAAUCCUGAUAUGCUCCCACCGCUUUCGCAAGUGUUCAAAAGGAGUGACGCGAGUUUUUCACCAGAUGCUGAUGCGAUGCAAUCGAAAAUGGAUUAUGACGAUAACUGGUACCUGAAGCGAGGUUCUUUUGGACUGCCAGCACAUGGUCUUUACAGGCCAAUUUACAUCGAGACUAAUGGCAAUGUAAGAAACAGAAGAUCUAUAUACUCUCUGCCUGAUGUUAUUGAUCGCAACGAUAUAGAUGUUCCGGAAGAUUACGAUAAUGCAAAUGAAGACAAGCGAUCUGUAGAUGAAGACGAUGAUGUUACUCGCGAAAAUUUUGAAAAGCGUCACAUUGGGUCACUCGCCCGAUUAGGUUUAUUGCCGUCUUUUAGAUUUACCGGUGGACGGUACAGUAGGUCUGGAAGAGCCAGAUUGUUAAUGCCUAGUCAGGAAUUAUACAGGAAGCAUUCCUCUGACGAGAAUUUCGGGAUUAGGGAAUAUCUCUCUGAUUCCGAAGCUGACACACCCAUCGAUUCAGACGACACCGACAUACCGCCGCCGCCAGUACCUGCUCACACGCACCCGACCGGCCGGUACCUCCACCGACCGCUAAACAACGACCUUCCUAACGCACCUCUCCCCCAGUCUCCACUGCUACUUAACUAUCCGGACACUUUAGCCAAGAACCGCUGGCAGAGCAAGGACAAUUCUAAGUUCUACUACUUUAGGUCAUCAAAAGUUCCUUAUCACUCGUCCGGCAAACGAUACUUGCUGCUUCCCGCUGUAGAUAAUAUUCUUCUACGGAAGGCUUACCGCAAUAGCAGCCUUCCGAGUCGUCGUAAGAAUCAGUAGCUAUGCCAUUGCAAGCUGAGGAAGGAACGGGCCCUCAGCUUGGUCGAAGCCUAGCUACAUCAAAUUAGAAACAAAAUUUGCAUAGGUUGGUUUAGUUGUUUUCAACAUUGGAGGGCUUCGACCAAUGCGUCGUCCAUAAUAUAAAAACAAUUGCUUUGAUAUUGAUAGUUGAAUAUAAAGAAUUUUGAAGAAAGUGGGAACAUGCAAAAUUGACAAUAAAAUGGGGUACCUACCUAUAUUAAUUAUUUGAAAAAAAGGAACUUAGGGUAAACUUAGGGUUCAUGCCCCAUUGAACUUUUAACAUAAAUUAAGCUAGCGGUUAAGAUUUUUUUCGAUAGUAAUUAUAUCUAUUAAUUAUUAAGAAAACGACAAUGGCCGGUUUAUGACUAACAGAUCGAUCGAUGAUAUUUUUAAGAUAUAUACGACUACUAGAAGAUUAUGUUGCCAAUCGCAAAGUGGGUGUCUACUGUUUAUCAUCUAUUUUUAAUAUCAUAUAGGUAAAUUACAAAUAUUACUAAAUGUUACUUGAUGUUACAAUGUAUAAGUAUGUCAAAAUCCCAAAAAAUCUCAACUGUAAUUGAACAAUCUUUCAUAUUUAUAAACAACUGAAAAGUCGUGAUAAUUUAAAUUUUAUCCAUUAUCUAACAUAUCAAACAGUUGUCUCUAACUGACUAGAAUUAGCUGUGUUUGACAAAUAAAUGACUAUUUUUAAUGAUUUUGUAGAAUCUUUUAUCUACGCUCAUAUCUUAAAAUCCUAAUUGUGAAUUCAAAAAGAGAACCCUAAUGACACGUGCAUUAUUAAGAAAAAAAUAUUACUUUCCAAGAAAAACUUAAAAAAAUAUGUUUUCGGUACCAUGAUUUUUUUAUUUGCAUUUAAAGUUAAAUAAGAUGUGAGUUUAGAUAAAGUAGUGUAUGAAACUGCACUUCACUAGCUAUCAAAACAGUUUUCUAUAAAAACCUCGCCUACGGCUCGCAUUAUAAACUCCCACUCAUGUUUUAGUAACCCUUGUUAUGCAAUAGUUUCAUAAAUUACUAUUUUAAGUAUAAUAUUGUCUUUUAACUUUUGAGCUUUGACAUAAAAGAGUCAAUGUAAUCUAUGAAUCUUUAAUAAACUUGGACAAUAAACUAGAAACCUUCGGAGACCACUCUAAAGAUAAUAAUUUUUAAAUUUUAUAUACUGUAGCUCUCUUUCCAUUGUCUUUAAAGCUAAAUAAUGGAUAUUUCUAAGACAUCGUAAGUAUUUAUCUAUUUAUUAAAGUAGGGUCUUAUUUAUUGUAAAUAAAUUUAAACCACCAUUACAUUCUUGUUUUAUUUGUGCUUUUGUAUGUGAUAUAAAUGUUCCCUGAUUAAAUUAUAAGGCAAUUCAUUAUUGAGUAAAACCAUUAUUAAGCUAAUAUUUCAGUAGAUAUUUUAAUAAAAGAAUAGGAUCAUUAUAC
Messenger RNA from Maniola jurtina (meadow brown), 5316 nucleotides. RefSeq lists its product as uncharacterized. Lineage: Eukaryota; Metazoa; Arthropoda; Insecta; Lepidoptera; Nymphalidae. The transcript has 14 exons. Gene Ontology annotation, cellular component: adherens junction; membrane; cytoplasm. The record is from RefSeq and is a predicted model, not a curated record. Gene Ontology annotation, biological process: cell-cell adhesion; cell migration; cellularization. Gene Ontology annotation, molecular function: actin filament binding; beta-catenin binding. The coding region runs from base 122 to 3880 and encodes 1252 amino acids.